Homarus americanus (American lobster) is the source of this 990-nucleotide messenger RNA. RefSeq names its product zinc finger protein 64-like. The coding region runs from base 122 to 754 and encodes 210 amino acids. Gene Ontology annotation, cellular component: nucleus. Gene Ontology annotation, biological process: regulation of DNA-templated transcription. Lineage: Eukaryota; Metazoa; Arthropoda; Malacostraca; Decapoda; Nephropidae. The record is from RefSeq and is a predicted model, not a curated record. Gene Ontology annotation, molecular function: RNA polymerase II cis-regulatory region sequence-specific DNA binding; DNA-binding transcription factor activity, RNA polymerase II-specific. The transcript is spliced from 2 exons.
CCCCCCUUGAACCGCCAUUGUAAUGUGAAUGAAAAGAAAAUUAUAUAAAUAAUUUUUUUAGGAAAAUUAUGACUUCUUGAAAAAUGGCAAUAUUAAAGAUUAUUAUCUUAACAGAAGAAAAAUGAAAAACCAUUUAGAGUGCGGGCCAGGGACGUUGACGGCGACUGCAGUGGAGACGACCCGAUUGAUGAGUUGCGCCCCUUCUAUGUGGUCAACUAGGGAUGUGGUUGCUGGCCCCUCUACAGGGUGGACCAUGGGCCAGGGCCGUACUGCCGGCGCCAUUGUUGCAGAGCGUCAAUACCCAUGUAUCUACUGCCACUACAGUUCCCGCUCGCGUGUCGACCUGGACAAGCAUAUUAGGACACAUACUGGCGAGAAGCCCUUUAAGUGUCCUUUCUGUGUCUACAUGUCUGGUGACAAGAGUAACUUUCGUAGACAUCUAUUAGGUGUCCACAAGGUUAAAUACAAUGACCUUAAUCCUUUAAUAACACAGCCUUCCAGUCUGGCCUCCCAGGCUUCAUCACAACUCCCCAAACUUUCCUCUCAAUCUUUACCAACACAUCUUUCAAAACUGUCCCCACAGUUAUCAAAGGUGUCCCCAACAUCCUCCUCACAACUCUCCACUCACUCCCAAUUAGCUUUGUCAUCACAGACCUCCAGUGCUUCCCAGUCACAUCCUAAUGAGGCAUCCUAUCCUCCUCAAACCACAGAUUGUCUUGUAUCUUCCGACACUGAAUCCUCGCACACAUCCUGAAUAGAUUUUACGAUGCACCAUAUAAACAAAAUCUUGUUACCAGCAUUACCAGCAGGGAACAUCAAUCUGAAUGGCACAUGUGCUUCCUAAGGUUCCCUCAGGAUAUGUGAUGACUGCCACACCAUUCUCCACCAGAAAGGAUUCCACAAAGAGAAAGAUAUUGUGGAGAUGUGUGUGAUCCAUGGGUAUUCGUGGGCAGUUGGUUGAGGGAUUGCAGUGCUGAUGUAGUGGUUUCC